Molecule: messenger RNA, 1632 nt
Organism: Condylostylus longicornis
Lineage: Eukaryota; Metazoa; Arthropoda; Insecta; Diptera; Dolichopodidae
Exons: 5
Coding region: 222-1520 (432 amino acids)
Source: RefSeq, a predicted model, not a curated record
AGGAAAUUUGAACGGUCAAGACUUAAUUUUACUAUACAAAUAUCACCUUAAUUUAUAGUGUGAAGUGAAACUUUGUCGGUUCAAAAGCAAUAUUAUUAUUAUUCUAAUUAAUAAUUAAUUAAUUUCGAUUGUAUUUAUUUUUUUCUUAAAAAAAUCCACUUUAAUUUUGAAUUAUUUUGCCUUUAAUAUUUAAACUCAAUAACAUUAAAUAAAAGUGAAAAAUGGAAACAUCAACAAACGGUCAAGUUUUAGAUCCCGCACUUUAUAAUGAAGAUGAAUUAGUACCACCAACAUGGAUUAAUGGUGAAUUUUUUGAAACUGUUCUAAAAACAGCUAAAAAAGGUGAUAUUGAAAAAAUUAUCAAUUACAAUAUUAGUCCAGCAACUCUUAAAGGUGAUCAUUUUGCUAGUAUUAUGUUUCGUGGUGUCGUGCAAUAUUUAGAUAAAUCAAAUACUAAACAAGAAAUAUCAUUAAUAAUUAAGACAAUGCCAGAAAUUGAAGGUAAUAAAAAGGAUAUAUUAAGUGAUUCUACAAUAUUUGAAGUUGAAAUUGAUAUGUUCCGUGAUGUAAUUCCAAAAUUUGAAGAAAUGUUAAAAUCAGUUGGUGAUAAUACAAAAUUAUCGGCAAAUAUGCUCUAUUAUUCAUUAAGUCCACAUAAAGUUAUUGUACUACAAGAUUUAACAAAACUAGGAUAUACAACAAUUGGUCAAAGAAUGUGUACAUUAGAUGAAAUAAGAAUGGCAUUAGGAAAAUUAGCUAAAUGGCAUGCAUGCAGUUAUAUACUAAAUCAAGAAAUUAAUGGUGGUUUGGAAAAAUUUAUUAGUGGAACAUUUAAUAUGCCUGGUGUAGAUAAGAAUGAAUGUUUUACUAAAGGAACUGAAAGAUUAGCAAAUUUAGCUCGUGAAACACCAAAAUUACAAAAAUAUGCUGACAAAUUAGAUCAAGUUAAGCAUUUAGUAUUGCCGAAAUGUUGUGAAAUCUAUGAUAUGUGCAAAACAAAAGGCCACAUUAAUGUUUUAUCACAUGGUGAUUUUCAUGCAAAAAAUUUAAUGUUUAGAAUUAAUCCAAAAACUCAAUUAAGUGAAGAAGUAUUACUGAUUGAUUUUCAAUUUUGUGUAUGGGGUUCAAUGGCUUUAGAUAUUUUAUACUUUAUUUAUAUGGCAAUUGAUUUUCAACUUAGAGAAAAAGUUUAUGAUGAAAUGAUUUACGAAUUCUUUUGUAAAUUUCGUGAAACAUUAAAAUUAUUGAAUUAUAAAGGAAAAUUACCAAAAUUUUCUGAUUUACAAAAGGAUUUGUUAUUGAUACGUCGUUCAGAAAUUUAUAUAGCUUCAACAUUUUUACCAUUUAUGGUAUCUUUUAUUGAAAAUCCAGAAACUGGACCAGAAGAUAUUGUAAAUAGUGUUGAUAAACAAUAUGAAUUAUAUAAAUUACAAGGAUAUAUUGACACGAUACAACCGACUUUAGAACGUUUUUUAAAUCGUGGAUACUUUGAUAAUCUACUUGAAGAUGACGAUGAAUGAAUUUGAUUGGAAAUUUACCAUACAAUCAUAAGUGAACCUCACACUGAUCCAAAAACAAAUGUAAUAAUUAAAUCUUGAUUUUUCCUAAAAUAAAAUAUAUUUUUAUAUUCAA